Molecule: messenger RNA, 882 nt
Organism: Protopolystoma xenopodis
Lineage: Eukaryota; Metazoa; Platyhelminthes; Monogenea; Polystomatidea; Polystomatidae
Source: the annotation of a GenBank genome assembly
AUGCGAGAAUCAUGUUACCUGUCGAAUGAGGAAUCCUAUGAUACCCAGCCUGAAAACAAAUAUCGCUUUCCUCCUACCUCCUGUCCAGAUGACUCGGAUAUGAAUUAUUCGAACGAUUUUUUGACACGGCAUGAUCAAGUCUCGGAACCUUUUUGGUUUCAUUCACCAGCUUGCCGGCCUUAUAUUGCCUCAUCGCAAGUUCAUGUAACAGAUGCCCUUGUCGCUUCGGAGCCUCAACAUUCUUCCAUCAGGCAACCUCCAAGUCUUUCAUUUUUUAACUUGCAUGAGACUUCUGUACAUCCCUCUAUUUCUUCUAACGGAAAUACCUCAGAUGAUCCUAAUCUUAAUUCGAACUAUGAUACGAUUGGCUGCAAUUCCUACGACACUCUCCGCUUAACGCCUCAAGGCCUUCCAUCUGUUAAUGACGACGCGUAUGCCCUUCCAACGGAUAAUUCUAGUCACUCAGACUAUUCCUAUUCGGUCUCACCUGUGCUCCGAUUCCCUACUCCUGAUCUUCCUCCAUUUGAGGAAUCUUUUCUAACCUGUACCAAGCGACCAUUACCAUGGCAGUUCAUCGACCCAAACAUUCCAAGUAAAGCAUCGGGGCUGGCAGCUUCAAGAUCGAUGGUUGGAAAGGAAGAAUCGGGAGAGGCGGAAGAAAGUCAUAAGACCGUUUUCUCCAGAACAGAACAGCUAGUCGAUUCUGCGUCUGACACGGCAUCGUUAAUUCGGGUAUACUUGACUGGCACCAGGGAUGCCGUUGAGCGAGUUAAAGCGGGGUUAACGUCAACCUGUCCACUAGACAGGUAUUACAGCCUUAUCGUAAGUUAUAUAUUAUUCAUCCUUUAUUACUUAGACGUACAGAUUUUAUUCCCUUUUUAA